Molecule: messenger RNA, 2880 nt
Organism: Exophiala spinifera
Lineage: Eukaryota; Fungi; Ascomycota; Eurotiomycetes; Chaetothyriales; Herpotrichiellaceae
Exons: 2
Coding region: 1-2880 (959 amino acids)
Molecular function (GO): protein binding
Source: RefSeq, a predicted model, not a curated record
AUGGCAGACGAUAUACGAUUCCGAAUAUCGCCAAUUCACACCCGAAAUAUGAGUUCUGUCACGGUCGAAUCCGACAGUUCGGACAGUUCUCCUUGCCCUGGGGACGAUGAGGAUACAGACUAUUUUAUGGCUCAUCCUAAUGAUUCCCAGUCAUCCCUGGGCGCAGUCACGGCCAUUCGAGAUUGCGACGAUGACAUUGAUCUCGACCAGAUCCAUCGCAUGUCGCCCAUCUCGAAACUUCCCCCAGAGAUCUUGAUGGCAAUCUUGGCCAAAUUGACGAGUACGGCCGAUCUACGAAACUGCAUGUUGGUCUCCUACCACUGGGCGCUGUAUGCCGUGGGCAUUCUGUGGCAUAGGCCAUUAUGCAACAAAUGGUCGAACCUGUUGAACGUGGUUUCAGCACUCGGACAGGGCGAAAGAAGCUAUUUUCCAUAUCAUGAAAUGGUCAAGAGACUCAAUCUGUCAGCAAUCGCGGAUAAAAUCAAUGAUGGAACGGUUCAGCCUUUCAUGAAUUGCAAGGCUGUUGAACGCCUCACGCUGACAAAUUGCUCCAAACUGACCGAUUUUGGCGUAGCAGGACUAGUUGACGGAAGUAAAAAGCUGCAAGCCCUAGACGUGACAGACAUUGAUGCUUUGACGGACCGGACGCUGCAUGUGGUGGCUGAAAACUGUCCCAAACUACAAGGCCUCAACAUCACCAAUUGUUCAAACAUCACGGAUGAGUCUCUGAUUGAAAUAGCGCAACACUGUCGACAGCUCAAACGACUGAAGCUCAACGGCGUGGUUCGAGCAACAGACGCCUCCAUCACCGCAGUCGCACGGAAUUGUCGAUCAAUCCUGGAAAUCGACUUGGCCGGUUGUCAUUCAAUCAGUUCUGAGUCCGUCACAGCUCUGCUGUCCAAUCUGUCCCAUCUGAGGGAGUUGAGAUUGGCUCAUUGCAUCGACAUUAAUGAUGCUGCCUUCACCAAUCUCUCGCCGAGACUAUCUUUCGACGCCCUUCGCAUAUUGGAUCUCACGGCCUGCGAGCAGGUUCGUGACGAUGCCAUCGCGAGAAUCAUUCCUGCAGCACCACGAUUGCGAAACUUGGUCUUGGCCAAAUGCCGGCAUAUCACGGAUCGUGCUGUGGCUUCCAUAUGCAAAUUGACCAAGAACUUACACUACAUCCACCUCGGACAUUGCGUCAAUCUGACCGAUAACGCGGUCAUCCAACUAGUCAAGGCCUGCAAUAGAAUCAGGUAUAUUGAUCUAGCUUGCUGUUCACGACUGACCGACGCGAGUGUCCGUCACCUGGCGCAACUACCAAAACUCCGCAGAAUUGGGCUCGUGAAAUGUCAAAAUCUGACCGACUCUAGCAUCAUGGCUUUGGCUCAUGGUCCGGUUUUGUUCAGCCCCACUGGCAAACUUGGUGUCCCUCAACAGUUUGUGUCCCUCGAGCGGGUGCACCUCAGUUAUUGUGUCAAUCUCACACUCAAGGGCAUCACGGCUCUGCUUCACAAUUGUCCCCGACUCACUCAUCUAUCCUUGACGGGUGUGCAAGCUUUCCUUCGCGAAGACUUGACUCGGUUCUGUCGAGACGCCCCCGCUGAAUUCACCCAUCCACAGCGUGACGUCUUUUGCGUCUUUUCAGGGGAAGGCGUUCAGCGGCUCCGAGACUAUUUGCUGCGCAUGGCGAUGGACGAAGCUCAGCGAGAAGGUCGUGAGGCUAUCGAUGACAGCCUUCUCGACGGAGUGGACAGUCCUGGAGCAGAUACCGUUUCGGAUGAUGGCACAAUUGAUGGAAACGACCAACUAAUGGACCCAGUACUGAAUCCCCAUCGUCAUGGUGCACCAUUUACGACCACGCCGCGGUCCCGGCAGCAACGUCCUCGAAGCUUGCACGAGCUCCCGAGCUAUCACAUCGAGAUGCCUUUCGUACCAUUAGAACAAGUAGGACCGUGGACGCCAGGAGUAGCUUUUGGACACGAUGAUCGCACCAGCCUCAACCUGAUGAACACGGGCAAUCUUUUCCAGCAAGAUGGAAUGGAGGGUCGAUCCCGAAGUCCAGCAGCAUCUCCGUUGUUUGUUGCCCUACCAUACGGCGACCGUCCAAGAAGUUCGUCGCGAACACCGUCUAGGCGACAUACCCUCGAAUCAUCUGACGGCUUGUUUGGCCCACCGCCUGUGCCGUUGCACGGGUACGGUGAGGGCAGCUCCAGACCUAUGGACAUUGGGGGUGGUCGCUACGGGCAUGAUCGACGAGCAAGUUAUUUCGGUAUAGAGGAUUCCAGGACACAACAACAAGGAUAUCCAAACGUACACCUUUUCGCAUCGGAGGGUUCUAGGCGGCCCAUGCCUGGAGCCGCUCUCAGAAAUCCCGGCGACGUACGAGUUUCAUACCUUCGACCUGAACCUGGCUUCAGUGCCUUUGACGCCAACCACGAGGCGAUCAUGUCGACAAUACCUGGAAGCCGGUCUGGGAGUCGACAUGGCUCUAGAUCCAAUAGUCCUCAAGUGUCGCGUGUCAAUAGUCGAUCAAGGCUGGGGAACUUGCUACUUCCUCCACGAAGUUACGCGUCGACACCACCUAGUCAGACAGACUCAGGUGGCCGGACUAGUAGAGCGGCACGGAGUCGCGAAAGAUCACGUCUAAGAGAGGAGGCACAUAGGGAAGCCAUGUUACAAGCCCUAGCUGAAGCAGAUGCCGCUCAGCAACUUCGACCUGAUUUUCCUCGAACCGAUUCGGAUCAACAAGGUGAACUGCCACUAUUGCCUUCUGAGAUGAUGGAACGCGUUGUGAGGACUCCAGCAACGCCGGUGGAUCCCAGUAUGGAGCUCCCAGUCGAACAACACGAGCACGCGCCGAGGGAAGAUACCGAUCAAGAUGUGACUAUGACUCAAUGA